Kwoniella shivajii is the source of this 1410-nucleotide messenger RNA. RefSeq lists its product as uncharacterized. The record is from RefSeq and is a predicted model, not a curated record. The transcript is spliced from 3 exons. Bases 1 to 1410 code for a protein of 469 amino acids. Lineage: Eukaryota; Fungi; Basidiomycota; Tremellomycetes; Tremellales; Cryptococcaceae.
AUGAAGUCAGCUACUAUUAUCAUCUACGCUUUAUUUUCUCUCGCCAUUACUCAGGCUAUCAGCUUAGGUAGAUUGUCAGGCUUGACGCCCAGACAAGACGAUGCGAACAUGGAUGUUGCAACAUUACCUCCUGGAGUUGAACUUCGAGUUGGAAUCCCACUUUCCUUCAAAGGUAAUUCCAUCUUGGCCAGGAACACACCUGAAGGUACGACCGAAGAAGCUGCCGCUCCAACUACUUCCGAAACUCCCGAAGAGACUCAACCUUCAUCUACUUCAUCUAAAGCACCUAUAACUAAGACACGAACUCAUGUUGAAACUAAGACUGCACCUGCACCUACACCCACUCCAUCUCCGUCUUCCGAAUCAACAGGAGUUCCAGUAGCUACUUCUACUUCCAGGUCUUCAUCCAGCACCGCAGGGUCGUCCACUUCGUCUUCCGUUAGUCUCACCCCAGAACAAACUUCAGCUAUAGAUGAUUGUAAAGGUGCCUGUCCAACCUCUACAGACGAUGCUCCACCUGAAACAACGAGUAAUGCAGCUGUUCCCACUUCCACUUCUACUUCAGCUCCUGCUCCUGAGAAAUCAGAGGAUUGUAACGAAAUGAAAUCAGAAGAAACCACUGCACCUGCAACUACCGAUAAUGCCGCCGCACCAACUACAACCACGAGUGCUCCACCCUCACCGACCACUACUGCGCCAGAAGAAGAGGAAGAAUGUGAAGACGAGGAUGAGGAUGAGGAUGAGGAUGAGGAUGAGGAGGAAGACUGCGAAGAUGAGGACGAGAAACCCGCGGCUAAUAAACCCGCAACAACUACAGCCGCUGCUACCAAGCCUGCUCCCACCACUGAAAAUGCUGCUGUACCUACCACUACCGACACUCACAAAGGCGAUUCGGGAGGCAACGGGGGAAGUGAUAGUGGUGAAGGCGAGGAUUGUGAGGAAGAAGAGAAACCAUCUUCUACCUCCGGCUCCACCGAUCAAGCUGCUGCUCCUACGUCUUCCGAGGCCCCCGAAACUUCUGCAGCACCCGAAACCUCUGAAGCACCAACGACCUCUGAGACUCCAACGACCUCUGAGAAAGCGGCUGCCACUACCACUCAACCUCCCUCCACAUCCGCGACUCCCACCGAGACACCCACAACCACUGCUGAGGAAACCGAGACGUGCGAUUGCGAAGACGAUAAACCUGCGACUUCAUCUUCAGCUCCUCCAAAGGAAGGUGAUCUUCCUCCUGCCGAUUACACGCACGCUCCUGAUGAUGUAGCCGCUUUCGCUCUCCCAACUACUAAAUCGUCGGCCACAGCUGCUUCAGCAAUCGCUUUUGCGCAAAUUGGUGAUGCGACUGCCUCGAGCUACGAUCUUCCAGCCGCUGAAACCAGUGUCUAUUGGAGACCAUCAUAUGGUGCAUAG